CCUAUUGGUGUCCAGAUGGAAUGUUUCUCCUAUCGGUUCUUUAACCCGUCAAUCUUAAUAAUCCCAGCUGAUUCUGACAGACACGAGCAUGUUCAAAGCCGCAGCCUGGCGUGGGUUUUUAACAACAAAAACAGCCUGAACAUCUUCAAUGCAAGUGAGCGGCGAUACGUGGACGGUCGCGUUAAAAGCGAAGUAAACUUUACUGCUGCUGAUUGUUAGAGGGACGGAAAUGGCUGCGAUAACCUUCCAGGAUUAGGGGAUCCUGAUAAUAUGCUGGAAUAAAAAUGGCAGAGAGUGGUAGCAAUCGCCAAGUGCCAGGACAGGACGGAACAACAAGCCUGAGGCAGAAGUGGCAGCAAUGGGCCGACGACCACAAGCAGUACCAGAGGUACAAUCCUUUUAGUGGCUCCCAUGCGGUGACUUUGCGGUUGCACAGAGGGGAUGAAGAAUACGGGCGUCCCAAAAAGGGAUCCAAAACAGACCAGAGAGGUAAAGAUGCACACACCCAUGUCGGAAAAGAAGUCGAAGAGUUGCUUUAUGUUAUUAGAAGGUGCGGAGAAACCGGGCCAGACGGGGACAUAUAUAUAACUUUUGGGAGAUUGUUUGAUGCCUACGUGACAAUUUCCAAUAAAGUGGUGGGAAUCCUGCUGCGAGCGAGAAAACACGGUCUGGUUCACUUUGAAGGGGAAAUGCUUUGGCAAGGAAGGGAUGAUCGCACUGUCAUCACGCUGCUUGAGUGAAGUUAGAUUUGUGGUAAAUAAGACUGAGCAAUUUGUGAAGUUGCACCUUUUGAUGUGGUUGCACUGCAGUGAAGCUACGCAUAUUUUAAGCCUUUAUUGAAAAACGUCGACAACAUAAAAAUUUGAUUGUAUUUAGGACCUACAGCAAUAGAAACAAAUAUUUUAUUGCAAAUACUUUCGACGAUGUACUAAAUAUAUGUUACAAUGCAAACUAACUUGGAUGCUGCUAAGAUAGAAACAGAAAAUGCCGUAAACAACCAGCGGGUUUGGGAGUAUCUAUGAAGAAGAAAUAGUGAAUGUUUCGAGUGAAUGACCUUCCCGUAGCAGUUACGUCACCUUUGGUUAUAUUAUGUUUGUGUCAUGUCUACAUAAUCAGGAUGGGAUUUGAAGCUUCCUUGCUGAACACUCUACCGAUGGACUUCAUGGAAAAUAAAAUGCACCACUGGAACCAGAAAACAAAAUUUGGACACAAGUGAAAUGAAUAGCAGGCUCUUUUCUCUAGUCAUGUCAACCAAAACCUCAAACUAUAAGCUGUAGCACAAAACUACAAGAGAAAAGGAACAAUAACACAAACUCUGAAGUGAAUAUAAAAAUGUUUGUGACAUCAAAAGCUUUUUACCCCAUCCAGUCCAUUCACUCCAUAAUCUAUGUACAAAUUGUGUCAUUUUAGUUUUGAUCCAACCUAACUUUCUCCUGAAAGAUACUGCCACAGAAUUCCUCUUUGAAAUCCCAUGAUUAAUUUGAUAGAACAUCAGAAUAACUACCAUAUAUGAAAUAGUGACAAAUGACUUUCCAAUUGAAAUGGCAUCAUGUUCCAUGGAGUUGUUUAACCUAAGCUGCUAACUUCUAAUUAUUUAAACCCUGCUGCUAAAUAGAUAUUUACCUAACUCCAAUUAACAAAGUUACCAACUUUUAUCGUUAACUAUCUUUGCUAGCAUGCAGUACCAAAUAUCCCAUUAUUCCAUAAUAGAAAAAAAAAGUUUUAUUUUUGUCACAUCUCAGUUGCCACUUUUAGACUUAUUUCCUCAAGUUGUGCUGUCACAGCACAAACAUCUACAAUGACCUGUGCCCCUCAACUUUUUGAAACCCUAGUUUGCCUAAUUUUCACUGUUUCACUACUGAAUGCAUUGAUUCAUAUUGUGGCAUCUGCACAAGCUGUACCUCAACUCAUAUUUAUGAUUCAUGUAGGAACCCCAGAUUAUGAAUAUUGGCAGGUCAUCAACCAUAGGGAUAUGGAAAAGAAGCUCAAUUCUUCCCCUAUCCAAUGUCUACACAGAAACAUAAUUCACUAGGAAUACCGAAUCAUAGUCAGGGAUGAGAAUCCUCGAUAUUUGCCCCCUGCUGUCUUUCAGCUAUCAGUGCUGAGGGUAACUAUUACAGACCCAAGCCAUCUAUUAAAGGUCAACGAACACAAUAUAGAUUGAUGACAGAACCAGAUACUUCACUGAAUGUUGAAUUGUUGUCAGUGUCAAAUGUAAGCCUAUAUAGAUAUCCUGAGAGAUGACAGGUUUUAAAAAUUAUAUAAGAUCAUAUUUACUGUUUUAAUGACCCUGUCUCAGAAACAGUUUUUGUCCUGGUAGAAAGCCAGUGCUCAGCUGUCCUUGUCACUCAACAGAGCUUGCACCCGGCAAGUGUAACAGAUGUCAUGUCAUUUGAUGAGUGCAUCUUUUCUGUAACAGAUCCCACUCAUUACCAAUUUGUCCUGCACUUGUUGUUCACCCUUGUCAUAUAGACCAUCUCAGAACUGUUCUUCUAUCUCAGAUAGAUAAAGCAGUGUUAUUCAGCAGCAAAAAAAUAGUCUUCCAUUUCUAAUAAACUGAUUGUAGUGGAAACCAUAUCAAGUUUUAUUCUUCAAACUGACUGCAUGGACAGACCAUGUCCAAGUUGAAGCAGACACCUGCUUCCUAAAGUGGAAAAGAUUGGGAAGAAGCGAGGAUUCCCUUCUUAAUCAUAUAAUGUAAAACAGAUCAGCUAAUAAGUUAAUGCAAAAUACAUUGUGACAUGAAGCCAUGGGGGAAACUUAAGUGGACUGGGAGCAUUAUGAAUGAAGCUACCGUUUCGUUUACCUAUUGGAAAUCUUUGUGGAAAUAUGAUAUCUGACGGCAAACUCAUAUAUAAGUAUAUACUCACUUUACAAUAAGUGGGCAAUGAUAAAACUGGAAAUAUUACUUUUUGUAGUUCAAAACAAAAAGUUAUAUCCCCAUAAAGCAUAUAAUUCUAAGUUAAUGAAUAAAACUGGAAAUCAAUUGAAACAAUGGGGCUGUGAAAUCCUGUGGGUUCCACUGUCUUGGCAUAGUUUAUGGGGAGAAUUAGUAGAUAUAGCACAUCCUUUAUUUUAUCAUUUGCAGUAUUGCACUUCUCCCUGGUGGUUUCAGACACCACCUUAAUCCCUGCUUCCUGUACGAAUUCUAUUCUCCCAGUUUCUACAUAUCUGUCACGUUUGUUCUGAUGAUGCCACCCACAUAGGCGUUUCUGACAUGUAUUUCUUCUUUCUCCGGUGAGGAUCUCCCACACUGUAAUGGACUGUAGUGGACAGGAUCAUCAACCUUGUCCAUUCCCAUUUCUGGCACUCCCAAUUUCAUACCUUCUCCUACCUCCAAGAACCACAAUAGGGUUUCUCUUGGCAGCCUGCAUAUUCAAAGAAUCAUCCUUCCCCAUUUUGAUCACCUGUAGCAUGUGUCACCAUCAAACACAUCUUCCCCUACCUCCCAGAGUUCUGAAGGUAUGGUUCUUUCUACCAUACAUUUCAUGCCCUUCCAUGGCGCCUUCCCAUGGAAUUGCAGGAAAUGCAACACUUGCCUUUUUACCACCUCACUCCUCGCUAUCAAAGAUGCUAAAUACAACUUUCAGUUGAGAUAGCACAAAUAAAUCACUUCUUUCUAAUGGUUUCCUCUACAUUAAGAGACUAAACACAGUCUAGGUGAUUGUUUGGGGAACACCUCCAGUCAGUGCCUAAUCUCUCCUUUUGUUCCACUUGCCCCUCCUCAAAUUUAUCAACCGUAUAAAACCUAUACUAUUUCUACCCAUUCUCAGUUCCAAAGAAGGAUUAUAUUGUGCUUGAAAGGAUAACUCUGUUGCUCACUCCAUACAUGCUUCCAAAUCUGUUGAGUUUCUCCAGCACUUUGUUCUCAGAUCUCUGCCAUCUGCAGUAUUUUGUUUGUUUUUAGGGAUGCUUUCAAUGGAAAAGUUACAUGCAAAAGGUCAAGUAUUUUAUCAAACUAUGAAUUAAUCACUUCCUGAGGAUUAAUCUUUCAAUAAGGUAUAUUCACAGAAAGACUUUAGUAUUACAUAAAAAAAGACACAUUUUGCUCAAGAUUUUUGCCUUAUACUUAUCAGGAUAUUUCACAAGAAUUCAAGGGGAAAACCAAAAUGUAAACUGCAUGAUGGAGUUUCAUUGGCAAGUGCACUUUAUGCUACCUACUGCUGUUAAUGUUUUAGGAUUUGUUUUAAAAAGGCUGUUACAAUUUACUUAUGAAAUUAAAGAAUUACAAUCAAAAACCAACAACACUGCAAAACAGUAUCUGACAUUAUUCUUAAUUAGCAUCUUUUAGAAAAGUUAUAGAGAUGAACUGGAUAGUGGGGUGGUGGCAGGCCACGAAAGAAUUUGAAAACUUUGAAAUUGAAGCUUUGCACGUCCAGGGAUUAAUUUUUAGAUUUGUGAUCAUAAGAACAAGAAUGAAAAAAAACUGCUGAUCAUUUGUUUUAAACAGAUUGUGUAUCACGUUAAUGUGUUGAAUAAAGAAUUCAACUUUAUGCCUCAACUUAAGAUCUGUAAAAAGCACAAAACACACAAAUAGGAGAUGCUCUUCAUUAUUAUACAUUUUUGCAUAUUGGAUGACAUAAUAAGUGAUUGUCAAGACAUCAUGCAACAAGAAGUAAUGUCUGACAAGCUUGACUUGGCAGAGAAAAUACAAGUUUUUUUUUGGUAUCAACUGGCACAUUUCUCGAGUCCUAACUCACGAUCCAGUAAUUCUAGGUCAGGAAAGUGAAAAAAAAACUACAUUUGAACUACACCUGAUUCACACUGGUAGAAGGUAAUCUCACCAAUUUCUGCACUAGCAGAUCAUUGAGUACAGUGGUGCUGUCACGUCCACAUGUGGUCUGAGCAUCUCACUUUUAAGUAUGCUUAUUCCAAUAUCUAAUAUUUCAAAAUAGAAACCAAAUAUGCACAAAAGAAUACCCUCAUGACCUUAAAGGGCAACCUAUAAAUGGCAAAAAUGUACCUCGUGAAAACAUAUUUCAGUUUUCAGGUUGCACCUCAAUGUUUUAUUUGCACACUGCUUUUAUGUUAUACUGUCUAAAAAAUGCCAAUGUUGCCCAGGCUGGCCUCCUAUCUUUCACUAUCCACAGACACCCACUGCCAACACGCUGACUCUCUAAGAGUUGUUGGUUGCCAGUGUUUAAGACAUUAAGGAUAAAACACAAAAUGGAAUUUCCAGCAUGUCAGAGGUGCCAACAUCUCAUAGUCCUGAGCUGUAAAUUAGAUUUCAGUGUUAACACACUUCAGAAAAUGCAGUAUACUAAGUCAGAGAGUGCUGCAUUAUAAGAGCAUCAGGUGGGCAUGGCACAGAGAACACAUUUAAUUCAAACUGUUAUGCACUUAUAAGCAAUGGCUUGGAUUAUUCUCUUGGAUAUUAAUUGUAUAAUGAUUC
Rhincodon typus (whale shark) is the source of this 5392-nucleotide messenger RNA. Its product is annotated as actin-binding Rho-activating protein-like. The transcript has 2 exons. Lineage: Eukaryota; Metazoa; Chordata; Chondrichthyes; Orectolobiformes; Rhincodontidae. The record is from RefSeq and is a predicted model, not a curated record. Bases 285 to 740 code for a protein of 151 amino acids. Gene Ontology annotation, biological process: positive regulation of Rho protein signal transduction. Gene Ontology annotation, molecular function: actin binding.